ACGCAAAGCGAUUCCCGGAAGCAAAAGCAUUCCUAUUUGCGGGAAAUUAGAAUUUUUGUGAUAUGUGAAUUAUAGAGUUUGCUCCCACAGAAUCGCUGUCAACAAGUGUGAACAACCCUGUUGUAUACAACUUUAGAUCCCCCAUAUGUGGACAGAUUACAACAUGGCACUAUUCAACAUGUUCCCCAUGACGUCCCCAUGGAUGCUGCCCACACACGCUGACCUUGACCAGGUCAAGAAGAUGGCCCAGGAUAAGCCGUCAGGAGUAAUUGUUACUGGCAGUUCAGCAGUGGGUAAGACAAGCCUGCUGUUUCAAUGUGCUGUAACACAUGCUACUGAGAACCAGACCGUGACCUUCAUCUGCCGCCACCCCCUGUCCCGCCUGCCCCUCCCUGUACACGGGAUGCCCACCCCGGACCCCUCAGUGCUGCAGGCUGUCAAGUUCGUAUACCUUUCUGAUGCGAGCGAGCUGAUUGGAUGGUGUGCCAACAUACACAUGACAAGUUGUCUCCCCGAUGUGGUCAUUAUAGAUGAUAUCGACCUGUAUGCCAGUGAUAUCAAGAAGCAUGGCACGGAACAUGACACUGCCACAGUUCUGGCGAUGGUGGUUGAUGCUGCUGCAUACAUCCGACAGAAGAAUGGAUCCUGCAGUCUGGUGAUGUCAACUGGGGAUGGGGUCAAGGCGGUUCACUCCAUGGGCACACAGUUCCACCUGACUGUCAACCAUGUUCAAGCCUCCAAGGAUGCUGCUAUGGAGUUCAUGUUGAGCACCCCAGUGAGGGAGAGAGGGAAGCUGUGUGUCACAUACGCCAUGGACAGUUCGGUCAUCAGAGUGAGACACCUUCAUCUUGAGACACCUGCUGGAACACCUGACUGAGGCUCUGACAGCUGUGUGUCACAUGCGGAGUGGGCAAGCGGUCAAAAGCGCCAGGUGCUGAGAUCGUAUCCCGCUAGUGACUGGGUUGUUAUUCAGCCUUGGGACUAACAAUGUUUACAGGUCUUAACAGUGUUGCCACUACCCCUAGUGUACAGUACACACACCCUGUUUAUUUAAAAGAACCCACUUGUCCGAUGGUAGACGGCAGAUCACAAGUGUCAAAAUGUGUAGUGUCACUAUGGGCAAGUGACUUAGUUCAAAUGUACCUCUGUUCAACCAGCAGGGAUUGGGUACCUGACAUGUGAGGUGGAUAAAAAAACCUUCUUGCGUCCCUAGGCAGCUUGGUUGUAUACUCCCCAGGGAGGUAAGAAUGAUAGCUGGGAUGCAAAUGGAUCCACUGGUUGGGGAACAAAUAAAACCGAACUUGAGAUUCCGGGGUAGAAUAGGUCUUCAGCAACCCAUGCUUGCUGUAAAAGGUGACUAUGCUUGUCGUAAAAGGCGACUAACGGGAUCGGGUGGU
Messenger RNA from Haliotis rufescens (red abalone), 1397 nucleotides. RefSeq lists its product as uncharacterized. Gene Ontology annotation, cellular component: Shu complex. The record is from RefSeq and is a predicted model, not a curated record. The transcript has 7 exons. The coding region runs from base 146 to 877 and encodes 243 amino acids. NCBI's taxonomy places the organism in Eukaryota, Metazoa, Mollusca, Gastropoda, Lepetellida, Haliotidae. Gene Ontology annotation, molecular function: single-stranded DNA binding. Gene Ontology annotation, biological process: double-strand break repair via homologous recombination.